UCCCCUGCGCGGCCCGGCCGCACUCUUGCCCCUUCCCAGCCGCCUGAGGUCAGGGGAGGGCGGAGCUGACGACGGCGCACCGCCGGGCACCGGACAGUCUGGAAGAUGAACAGACCUGCCACUCCCCACUGAUUGCAGCAAUGGCGUUCACGGAUAGAGUUAACAGCAGUGGCGGCAGCUUGUACAAUGAAGACAGAAACCUGCUUCGAAUUAGAGAGAAGGAGAGGCGCAAUCAGGAAGCUCACCAAGAGAAAGAGCCACUUCCGGAAAAGAUUCCUCUUUUUGGGGAGCCUUACAAGACAGCAAAAGGUGAUGAGCUCUCCAGUCGUAUACAGAACAUGUUAGGAAACUAUGAAGAAAUGCAGGAGUUCCAUAGUAGCAAGCCCCAAUCCCAGCCCUUGGACACUUCUGGGAACAGGUUGGAAAGGCCAAGAUAUCCUUUCUUUCCUGACAAGGGGAGCAGCAUUCCAUCUAACUCCUUCCAAACUGCCGUCCCCCACCAGCCCAUUCACACUCCCGCCUCUGGACCACUUCCUGUUGGUAACAUUAACCACAAUCCAAAGAUGGCACAGCCAAGAAUGGAACCAAUGACAAGUGUCCAUGCCAGAAGUUACGGCUCACUGGACAGUCAGCACCUGACCCAGGAUCGCCCUGGUCAGGAAGGGUACAGCUCCAGUCAUCACAAAAAAGGGGACCGCAGGACUGAUGGAGAACGUUGUGCUUUGAUGAUGGCCUCGGCUGCAGGGAAGGAGCUUUCUCCCUUAAUCUCUUUGCCAUCUCCAGUCCCCCCUUUGUCACCUCUACAUUCCAACCAGCAGAGUCUUCCCAGGACACAAGGAAGCAACAAGGUUCAUAGCAGUAACAACAGCAAAGGCUACUGCCUGGCCAAAUCUCCCAAGGACCCAGCAGUGAAAGUCCAUGAAAAAGAGACCCCUCAGGACAGCUUGGUGGCAGUGGCCAGCCUUGGGAUAGCCCCUCCCCAGCCACCUUCUCAGACAUUUCCACCCUCCUCCCUCCCCUCAAAAACCAUUGCCAUGCAACAGAAGCCUACGGCUUAUGUCCGGCCCAUGGAUGGUCAAGACCAGGCCCCCAGUGAGUCUCCUGAACUGAAACCACUGCCGGAGGACUACCGACAGCAGACCUUUGAAAAAACGGACUUAAAAGUGCCUGCCAAAGUAAAACUCACCAAGCUGAAGAUGCCUUCUCAGUCAGUUGAGCAGACCUACUCCAAUGAAGCCCAUUGUGUUGAAGAGAUUCUGAAGGAAAUGACCCAUUCAUGGCCUCCUCCUUUGACAGCAAUACAUACGCCUAGUACAGCUGAGCCAUCCAAAUUUCCUUUCCCCACAAAGGAUUCUCAGCACAUUGCUUCUGCAACCCAAAACCAAAAACAAUAUGAGACAUCUUCAAAAACCCACCCUACUUCUCAGCAGGGGACGUCCAUGCUUGAAGAUGACCUUCAGCUCAGCGACAGUGAGGACAGCGACAGUGAACAAACCCCAGAGAAGCCGCCUUCCUCAGCCGCACCUCCAAGUGCUCCCCAGUCGCUUCCACAGCCAGUGGCAUCAGCACAUUCCAGUAGUGCCGAGUCAGAGAGCACCAGUGACUCAGACAGCUCCUCAGACUCGGAGAGUGAGAGCAGUUCCAGUGACAGCGAAGAGAAUGAGCCCCGGGAAACCCCGGCUCCAGAGCCAGAGCCUCCAACAACCAACAAAUGGCAGUUGGACAACUGGUUGACCAAAGUGAGCCAGCCAGCAGCGCUCCCUGAAGGCCUCGGGCGCUCGGAGCCUGUGCGCCGACACCAGGAGGGCAAGGGCAGCAGUGACAGCAGCACAACAGGGCAGGAGCAUGCUGACCCCAAAGAUCCAACCCCCAAAAACUCCAGCAAAGCCCCCCGGAUCCCUCCCGAAGGCUCCCACUCUGGAAAGAGAAGCUGCCAGAAGUCACCUGCACCCCAGGAACCUUUGCUGCGGCAAACCCUUGGAACCAAACAACCCAAAAAGCCCGCCAAAGUUGCUGGCCAGGCCCACUCGCAGGCUGGCCUGCAGGUGGAAAGCGAGCCAGGACGGGCCCUGGACUCUGUGCAGCAGGCCUCCAAGGACAAGCCUAAAGUGAAGACGAAAGGAAGGCCACGCUCUGGGACUGGCCGAGAGUCCAAGCCUGCUGUUCCCACCCCCGGUGAGCGGAAAAAACACAAGAGCCCCCCGCCACCGGCCCCCUGCAAGGCGCCUGCGGGCCGGGAACCCACAAAGGAACACGCAGAGGCCCGGAGCCCCGAACCCUUGGCUCUUGUUCCCUUGGCACAGAGCCAAGGUGUGCCCCCCAGCGGCAGCGGUGCCAGGACUAGUGGCUGCCGGCAGGCGGUGGUCGUCCAGGAGGACGGCCGCAGAGACAAACUCCCGGUGCCUUUGAGAGACACCAAGUUGCUCUCGCCGCUCAGGGACCCUCCUCCCCCACAAAGCCUGAUGGUGAAGAUCACCUUGGACCUUCUUACACGUAUACCCCACCCGCCUGGCAAGGGCAGCCGCCAAAAGAAACCCGAGGACAAACAGCUGCCCGCUGGGAGGAAGCAAGACUCGGAGAAGAAAAGCUCUGACCCCUCUUGCAAGUUGGCCAAAAAGAGGAAGGGCGAAGCAGAAAAAGACUAUGAUAACAAGAGAAUCAGACUGGAGAAAGAAGUCAAAUCCCAGUCCUCUUCAUCCUCAUCCUCCCACAAAGAAUCUUCUAAAACAAAGAUACCCAGGCCCUCCUCAGAGCCCUCAAAGAAGGAGAUGCCUCCCCCUCCACCUGUGUCCUCGUCCUCCUCCUCCUCCUCCUCCUCCUCCUCCCAGAAGCCAACGAAGCCUGCACACAAGAGGUCCAGGCAGGAAGCAGACAGCUGUGGCUCAGACCCUCACAAAAGUGCCAGUAGUACCAAGAGCAGCCAUAAAGACUCUUCCGUCGUCACGCACAGAAAAGUACCGGGGAAGGGCUGUGGAAGCUCUGCGGAGCACAAGGGAACUUCUGGGGAUGCUGCAAAUCCUUUCCCCGUGCCUUCUUUGCCAAAUGGUAACUCUAAACCAGGGAGGCCUCAAGUGAAGCGCAACAGACAACAAGCUGAUUUUCACAUGAAGGAAGCCAAAAAGUUGAAGGACAAAGCAGAGACAAUGACUGACAAGGUUGGGAAAGCUUUCAAGUACCUGGAAGCGGUCUUGUCCUUCAUUGAGUGUGGGAUAGCCAUGGAGUCGGAGAGCCCGGCGUGCAAGGCCGCCUAUGCCGUCUACUCCGACACCGCAGAGCUCCUCAAGUCCAUAAUGUCAUUAAAAUCCUUUUCAAGUGCCACAACCCAAGAAAAAAUAUUUGCUGUUUUGUGCAUGCGUUGCCAGUCCAUUUUGAAUAUGGCAAUGUUCCGGUGUAAAAAAGACACAGCAAUAAAGUAUUCCCGUACUCUCAGCGAACACUUUUGCAUCGGUUCCUCCAAAGUUGCCCAGGCACCUUCUCCCUGCAUCGCAAGAAGCACGGGCACACCAUCCCCUCUUUCCCCAAUGCCUUCUCCUGCUAGCUGUCUCGGGUCCCAGUCAGGUGCUGGCAGUGUGGGGAGCAGUGGGAUGACUGCCACCGUCAGCACCCCAGUCACCAUCCAGAACAUGACAUCGUCCUAUGUCAGUAUCACAUCCCACAUUCUCACCGCCUUUGAUCUUUGGGAACAGGCUGAGGCCCUGGCAAGGAGGAAUAAAGAAUUUUUUGCUCAGCUCAGCACAAAUGUGGGCACCUUGGCCCUCAACAGCAGUUUGGUGGAUUUGGUGCACUAUACAAGACAGGGUUUUCAGCGGCUCAAACAAUUAACCAGAACACCUUAAUGGAGGCCCAAGUUGACUCAACGCCUCGGAAACUUAUUUGCACAGUGGAAGCCUCACAUCCAGUCUGGACAUCUGGCUCAUCAGGACGCCGAACUUAAAGCACCGUGACAUGGCCGGGACAUUUGUCCACGUAACCUCUCAAGACCUGUGUGAUCAUUAGUGGGACACAGUGGUUCUGCAGAAGCAGAGAGAGGAGGGCUGUCGGCCACAGAGAUGAUAUUGCCUUUCCUAACUGAAGGACAGACGUGCAAUGUAGCCGAUUGGGCGUAGGAAUGGUCUGGAGACAUUUCUGUGUGUGUGUGUGUUUUUUAAAAAACCAGCAGGAUGCAAGUUGCAAGUGAAUCGAGGAGAAGCAGUUUCAACUCUGAAAGCAAAUCCCGUCAUCUCAGUAGCCUCACUAGUCCAUUCCCAGAAGGAAAUUUUUUUUUAAACAAUGAAUUUUGGUGAAGGGCUUUGUGGAUGAUUUUUUUUUAAACGUUUUUGGGGAAAUAUUUGUUUAAUACAUUCUAAUUGCCAUCUGUAAACCAUAAUGUUGUGAAGGACUCCACUCUGCCCCUCUUUCUGCCAAUGAACGGUGGUUUUGAUAAUACCAAGUAUUGUCCUAAUUUAUAAAACUGAAGGCGGCCCCCCGCCCCAUGGCCUUUAGUCCCGCACGUUCACCACCAGUUGUGCUGCUUGUCAGCUGAGGUCACUGCUGUGGAGGGGGAGCCAUCACAGGAUCGACAAAGACUGUGGAGGACCUGGCCCUGCCCCCCUCCCUCCGGUGCAAGGGGCUGGCUAGCAAGGCGGUUGGCAUUGGCCUUCCUCUGAAUUUCCAACCUUGGCAAAGAAGGGAAUCAACACCGAUAUCCGACCAGAUGGCGGAAGUGCUUUUGUGUUUAAAUAGAGCUGGAAUUAGGUGCUGUGUGUGGUCUGCAGUAAAUGUGGUAACUCUAAUGUGUCUAACCAACUCAGAGUUUUGUUAGUGAACAAAGAAAAAUGAAAUCUACUUCUUAGAGAGGCUAUAUUUUUCUGCUACAAAUUAUUUUAUAUUUAUAGCAAAACCAGACCUUCCAAUCCCUUUACUGUCUAGGAAAAUUAACUCCCUGAGAGGAUAUGGAGAUUUGGGGAUUAAUUGGACUUUUAAAAAAUUGUCACCACAUGCCUUCACUCCAGUGUUCUUGGUGAACUCAAUUUGAUUAUGUUCAAGAGGAACUGUGGCCUUCCCAGAAGCUAUUGUCAUACUAUGUGUGUUAAACCUAGUUCAUUCUGAAUGGCAUGGGCUGAAAGAACACAACUAGAAUUUCCUCAUGCCCAUAAGCACAGGUUUUCUUUUUCAUUGAAACUUUGAAGGUUGUUAUUUUGAGUGCAUUUAUCUGAAAGCCAAAUCUUUUUAUCCCUUCUAGAAAGAGGUAGAAUUUGCACAUGUAUUAAAACUGAGGAGUGUGUGUUAUGUAACUGGUUAACUCUCCACCCCAUUCUGACUCUCUUCAUGUUGUUUCCUACCAAGCAUGUCUCACACUUGGGUAUUUAUUUAUUGUGAAGAAGGGAGAACCGUUUGCAUUUAUACUGAAGACUCCGAAGGUUCCUGUGGUGAAUGUAAGAACUUGAUUGGUAGUUUGUGGUAGUUUGGUGACUGCACAAAGGGACAUGCAGAGGACGGGGCAGUGUGUGUCUGUCACAGUGUGAACUGCUGGUGUGGAUGGAGCUCUUCCUUCGGUCUCUUCUCCGGCCUGUCUUUGCUGACGUGGUAGCUGAGGCAAGACCUCGCUAUGUGACCCUGACUGGCUCAUUUCAUUUACUGAUGCUGUAAAGCACAGCCAUGUUCCUUUUCAGUGUAUUGGUUUAAACAGACAAUCUGUUGUCCAAAGAACAAUAGUUGCCUGGCAGGUUACGUGCUUAUAGCGUUGUGCAGUCACCUCUACAUGUAGGGGACAGGCACCAGAAUCGGGUGUAUGUGAUGAUUCUAACAUCUUUCUUUCCUCCUCCUCCUCCUGGGCUGUCCCCUCCCCUGUGACCUCUGCCACUCCUGGAAACAAGCACCUGUCAGCUGUGACGGCUUAGGUGGCUUCCUUAGGUCCUCAUCUCUGCAGAUCACGCCAGAGCCACGUUCCAGCAGCCACAGUGCCACCCGCCGAAGCUAUCUUCAAGUAGAUUUCUUAGCCAGUUCUAAAAGAACAAAUUGCUUUUCCAGUGGCCUUUUUCUGAACUCUGUAUUCAAUUUUUGUCCCUUUACACUCUUAACAUUUACAUAGAGCAUCAGUUUGUACUCUUCUGGUCAUUGGACGUUUCUUACUCUUACUGCCACACUUUACCUAAGAACAAGUUCCCCAGUGGCUACCUGUAAAGUGCGUCUGCAAGAGGUUGUGGCUGAUGAGUCCUUUUCGUUCAUGGGUCUUUUCCCCCUGCUACACUUGUGUAUAGAAUUCGUAAGGACUUUUUAAAUCAUUUGCAUUUUUCCACUUCACGCUUACAAGUUCCAAAGGCACAGUUUGUACUGAGGUAGACGAUUUGAAAGGAUUAGAAAAUAAAAUGAAACCUUGGAACACAUGAACAUCUUGUCACAGUAGUAACAGUGCACAUUUCAGAGUGAGACAAAACACAAAACAUCUCAAGGAAUAAACACGGUGUACAUCUCCCCACUAGCACUACAGCAGUGUGUGUGUGUGUGUGUGUGUCCUCAAGAGGAGAUGGAAGAAUGCCGCUUGACUCUCUUCUAUCCUUUCUGAAGAUUUUUAAAAUGUGAAUGUGUGAAUGUAAGAGCCCUGCUAAGUUAUAGGCUCACCGCACGACCCUGGGUGAAGAGGCUACAGACCAGGCCAUGUGUUGGUGCAGUCGGGGGCCCAGGAUGCAGCUGGCAGGAGUGAAUCGGCACAGCAGAGCUUGACCUCCUGGUAUGAUGACUGGAUCAUAAGACCAAGUGGGCAAAGCAAGCAAAUGAUUUUUUUUUUUUUAAGCAAAAAGUUUAUGGAUUCUUUUAGCCAAAAUGUAUAGAUAUUUCUCCUAGACAAAUUGGACCACACCUCGUUCCCUUGUUCUGUAUUGUUUAACGCCAGAUCUCAGGAUGUUUAGAUGCUAACAAACUCUACCCCUUUCUGGCACAAGCUUGCCUUAAAUUGGUAUCUUAUAUAUUAACCAUAGUAAGGUCAGGAGCUUACUAUUUUUAUUAUUAUUCUUGUUAAGUAACUUUUGGAAAGAAAAAAACCAUUUUGUCCUCCGCAAUGAACAAAAUUUGUUUCAGAUAUAUAAGUAUACACACACACACACACACACAUGCAUCUAGAGAUCGAAUUGGGUCUAUUCUUCACACCUUUGUUAAGCAAACCCAGUUUUAAAAUUGUCCAUGUGUGUUUUGCCAUGGCUUCAGUAGGUAUGACGUGGGCCUUUACACCUUCUCUUCUGUUUUAUGAAGUUCUCAGUACAUUUGUGCAUCUCGUGGUAAAUGAAAUAAGGUUUGAGGUUGGACUUUUUUUUUUUAAUGUACUUAAAAAUAUCUCCCUGCCUCCUACCACAGAUUCUCGCUCCUUUUUUCUUAGUGAUUUUCUCAGACACUACAAAACAUCUUUGAAAAACAUUGCCACUUCAUCUGUCACACUCUUUACCAGUAACUAGCAGUAUUUAAUUCUUGAAUGAAUAUUUGGACUUCUUUGAGGGAACACAGAGUUACAGAUUUGAGUGUGGGGACGGACGUUCGUUCCCAUUGCAGCUGUAGGGGAGGCCGGGAUCCGGAACACAGGACUUAUGCUUUGUCUUCCUUUCUCUGGCAGUUGCCUCUCUUGCUUUUAGUCCCAUUUAAAGUGAGUGGAUGGGAGGUAUUUUCCCCUGUCUGUCUUGUUUUGUUUUCUUUUUGGCUCAUCUUGCUGCGGGGAGGUGCGAUGGCCGAACACAGUGAUGUUGGAGAGUAUCUUUCCAACAUGGCAGGUGGUAUUUCUGUGGUGUGAAUCUCAAGUAUGCAGUCCAGAUGUGUUUGUUUCUUGGCAACAGAAUACCCAUCUCUUCAUGAAUUGUGAACACUGAGCAUGUUUUUUAGUUCUGAUUUAUGAUGAGCUGACAAACACCAUCUACCACUAUCCUUUAGGCGGCUGUCAGUUUCUCCUUGUUUUCCGGGAAGCCACAUUGCACAUCAGACAUCAGUAGGUACCGGUAUGGGUAGAGAAGCGCUCAUACUUCUCUGCCUAAGAGGGAGCCCAAGAGGGCAGGAAGAAAACCCUGUAGCUCGUCAAUGUCUGUUGAGACGCUGGCCUGGGAGAACAAGGGGAGAAGACCCCUGACAGGCUGGCCAAGCUGCCCUGCACUGCAGGCCGUGGCUGACCUAAGCCCGAGAACUCGCUUUGCAUAGAGUAGAUGCUGAAGUGAUGCUCAGCACAGGCAGUAUUAACGUUGCUUUUUGUUCCGGCCAUCAGCGUGUGUUGUUAAAAUUUCUGUCCAUCCUCCCUCAGAUACCAAGUAUACACUGUUUGUGCUGGGGCGUGUGUGUAUGUGUACGUGUGUCUCCCAAAUCUUGGUGUGUCUUUUUUCCCUUUUUUUUUUUUUUUUUUUCUGAAUGUGAUCAUGUUUUGGAUGAUACCUGAGCAGGGUUGCCUUUUUUUAUUUAUUACCAUUAUAUAUUAUAUUAUAUUAUAUAUUUUUGCUUUCUUAUAACAUUAGAGGAAAGUUAAAUCUUCAUAUUAAUAAAAUUGUUUAAAAAAGGAAUAAAUUGUCCAGUUGCUAAAUGAAAGUCACUGGUAUAUCUUUAAUGAGUUUUCUUUAAUGACUGUGGAGUACUGUGCCAGCUAUCGUCAACACAAUGAUUUUGUACGUAGGAUAGGGAAGCAGUAAUGCUCUCAACAGGAAGAUGUGCGAGGCAAAUUAAUGGGGGGGGACUCCCUGCAUUUUAUCUACUUCAGCAAUGAAACUGCAACUUGGGGCUUUUGUGAAUAAAACUUAGCUGCCUUGUGUAGUCCUUUGAAAGAGACAUACACGAUCUGUGAGAAAAUUACAGCUUUUUGUAGAAGAAAAAUUUGCAAAAGAUCUUUCCAAAGAUGAUGUGCCACAAUCUUUGGUUUGUUGUUCUCUGUAAUGAGGAUUAAAUGCUGUUUAAACAAAGAAUUCACUUGUUCAUCUUGGAAUUCUCCCUUUCCACAAAAGGAUCGAGCUGCAUAAAAAAAUAAUAAAGGUUUAGAGAAAUCA
Molecule: messenger RNA, 8984 nt
Organism: Lepus europaeus (European hare)
Lineage: Eukaryota; Metazoa; Chordata; Mammalia; Lagomorpha; Leporidae
Gene: AFF1
Product: ALF transcription elongation factor 1
Exons: 21
Coding region: 141-3836 (1231 amino acids)
Biological process (GO): regulation of gene expression
Cellular component (GO): super elongation complex; nucleus
Source: RefSeq, a predicted model, not a curated record